Molecule: messenger RNA, 2652 nt
Organism: Brienomyrus brachyistius
Lineage: Eukaryota; Metazoa; Chordata; Actinopteri; Osteoglossiformes; Mormyridae
Gene: kcng2
Product: potassium voltage-gated channel, subfamily G, member 2
Exons: 3
Coding region: 663-2246 (527 amino acids)
Biological process (GO): potassium ion transmembrane transport; protein homooligomerization
Cellular component (GO): membrane; voltage-gated potassium channel complex
Molecular function (GO): voltage-gated potassium channel activity
Source: RefSeq, a predicted model, not a curated record
CUGCUGAGUUGCGAGUCUCUCCUUUCCGUGCAUUUCCACUCUUUCUCUCUCCUCCGUUUUUCCGCGUCUCCUUCCCUAGGACCGUAUACCCUAUCCUGAAAGGGGAUCAGGAAGAAGCAACGCCGGCACACUCCCGUGGCAACGAUGACAUGGCAGCACCCGAGCGGUGGCUAUAGAGAGUAACCCUGAGUCAUUAUUUUAUCUUUACUCAUCUAAUUGACCUGAAGAAUCCGCAUGCAUAUGUACACCCGUCUACAAUAAAUCUGUAUUUGCGUUUGCCUUCGUCCACAUUUAAAUCAUGCAUUGGCGAUCUUAGACGAAAAUUACAUUACAUUGCAUUUUACAGCUCUUAAAGAGCUAUGAAAACCAAUCCUUACGCUCUGAAAGACAAAAACACGUGACUCUACCUGGGUUUGAAAACACCUGGAAAACGCGGCUGAAGGGGCAGCGUACAUAAGGAGGAAAAGACGAGAGAUGGGAGAUUAGAGGGAAAAACGCCACCGAGCGAUUAUUAUUACUGACAUGUAAGGAAUUUAUGAUCCGAUGGACACAAACCAUCCGAAGCAGGUAAGAGGACUCGUGUGGGAAAGGAGCUCCUCCCUCCUCAACAUCGACCAAUAAGACCUCUGCGCCCGGACGCCGAGAGGCAGGAAGUCUAGGCCAUGUAUCAGGAAGUGGCCUUUCUUGCCGGCAGUGCGGAGCGCCAGUUCUCCACCUUCCACGUGAACGCCCUGGAGAACGUGCACGAGAUAACCACCAACAAAGGCGUCUUCUACAAGAGAGCCAGCUUGCUGAGGCAGAAAGAGGAUGCGUACCACUCGGAGGAGGGCUAUGCGGGUGCCGCCAUCAUCAACGUGGGCGGGAUCAAGUACCGCAUCCCCUGGACCACCCUGGAGGAAUUCCCACUCACUCGGCUGGGCAAGCUGAGGAGCUGCAACAACCACGAGGAGAUCAUGGACGUGUGUGACGACUAUGACAUCAGCUGCAACGAGUUCUUCUUCGACCGCAACCCGAGUGCCUUCCGCGCCAUCGUCACCUUCCUGGCGGCGGGCAAACUACGGCUCCUGCGGGAGGUCUGCGCCCUCUCCUUCCAGGAGGAGCUGCUGUACUGGGGGGUGGAGGAGACCAGCCUGGAGUGGUGCUGCCUGCGCAAGCUCCGCCAAAAGCAGGAGGAGGAACGGGAGGCCCAACGGCAGGAUGGCGGACAGGCUACCCCGCCCAGUGAGGAGGCCGCACCCUGUCCCCAGGUGGACGAGGGCCGUGUGGCGGACUGCAUGCGUAGGCUGAGGGACAUGGUGGAGAACCCGCACUCUGGGCUGCCGGGGAAGAUCUUCGCCUGCCUUUCGGUCGUCUUCGUGGUCAUCACGGCGGUCACGCUCUGCAUAAGCACCAUGCCCGACCUGCGGGCCCAGGAGGAGAGGGGUGAGUGCUCCCAGCGCUGCCACAACAUCUUCGUGCUGGAGACAGUGUGCGUGGCCUGGUUCUCCUUGGAGUUCCUGCUGCGCUUCAUCCAGACGCAGAGGAAGUGCCUUUUCUUGCGGACGCCGCUCAACAUCAUCGACGUGGUGGCCAUCUUGCCCUACUACAUCACGCUCAUCGUGGACUCGCUGUCGGCAGGCGAGAGGCCCGCCGGCUCGGGGAACAACUACCUAGAGAAGGUGGGCCUAGUGCUGCGGGUGCUGCGGGCCCUGCGCAUCUUUUACGUCAUGCGACUGGCGCGUCACUCGCUGGGCCUGCAGACACUGGGCCUGACGGUGCGCCGCUGCACCCGCGAGUUCGGCCUGCUGCUGCUCUUCCUCUGUGUGGCCAUGGCGCUUUUCUCGCCGCUGGUCUUCUUGGCGGAGAGCGAGAUGGGCGCCAAGCAGGAGUUCACCAGCAUCCCGGGCAGCUAUUGGUGGGCCGUCAUCUCCAUGACGACGGUGGGCUACGGGGACAUGGUGCCGCGCAGCAUCCCCGGCCAGGUGGUGGCGCUGAGCAGCAUCCUGAGCGGGAUCCUGCUCAUGGCCUUCCCCGUCACCUCCAUCUUCCAUACGUUCUCACGCUCCUACCUGGAGCUGAAGGAGGAGCAGAGCAGGGCAUCCCGGCAGAAACCGGACUCCCAUGACAGCAGCAAGUCGCAGAACAGCGAGGACUCGCAGGAGACGGACAGCUCCUUCCCCUCCGUGGUGGAGACCGCCACGCACAGGAGGUCCACAGUCACGCCGGCUCGGAGAGCUGCGGAAAACAGGAAGGCGUCAAAUGCCUAACAAAUGCCCUCCUGUGGCCGGCCAUGGACGUGCUCAGGGGAUAUCAGACAGCCUGGGGGUUCAAAAAUGAGGUGAAGGAAGAACUGGUACCACCAUGCCCAAGGUUGCAUUGGCUGCUCCGUAUAGACAACUGUUAGAAGCUGUUGUUGGGUUGAUUGUUUAUUUUUUUUUUUUUUUAAAAGAAUUUUAAUCCUCUUUACAAAACUCAGCUUGAAACUCAACCCAUAAUGUAAAAACAAAAGUUUUACUAAAAAGUUGUACAAUAUUCUGCAAUAAUAAGCUAAUGUAUAUAAAUGAAGCAUUUAUACCUGCUGAAUGAUUUAGAUGCAGUAGACUCAGGAUUCGCUCAUUUUACAAAAUGUCAUUGCUCUGUCUUUUUAAGUCAUACUGUGUGCAGAUUAAAAUU